UAAUAAUUUUCGAUCGGGAUUACCAGGUUUUGGUGCGACGUCUAAUUACAUGACGUAAUAUACCUCAGGCGCGUCCUCAGGUCGUCAAGCAAUGACCAUGUCCACGGGUGACAUCACCAAUGAAGACUCUUCCACUGUCCAGUCUACGGAGCGAUACGCCAAGCUGGUGAUCGAGAUCAACUCGCAGGUGGCACUGUUCAGGGAUCUAUUGAUCUGCAUAGGAUCAGUUCGGGACGGUCCGGAGCUCAGGGAGAAGAUCCGGAAAGUUAGAAGACAGUGCGUGGAGGCCUGCAAACACGCAGCCGCUAUUUUGCUACCUGCCAUCAAAAACGACGUGGCAGAAGGCAUCCCAGUAGACAAUCAGAACUUCGUGCACCUGGUCAGCUGCACGCAACUGCUUGCCAGGGAGCUGAGGAAAUGUCGGAGACUUGUCUGCGCGAUGCCUGUCGACAUGACCGAGUAUUAUGAAAAUAAGCCCGGGCCUUCUGGUAUGGGUGGACUUGGGAUCCUGUCCCAACUGCUGCUCUGCAAGUCCCUGCAGCCAGACUUCCACCAGGAGGAGAUCUGCAGCCUCACCAAGGAUCUCGAGGACAUCGAGAACAUCCUCAGGGAUAUGCUCGAGUUCAUGCCUAAGGAAGACAGCGACUUACGCCACCUCGCACUCACGGGCGAAGACGUCUUCAGCCUGUGGAGCAAGAGACGCACGAGACGUUCCCUAUACAGGAACAUGAGCGUCUUCUGCUGCUCCUGCAAACCCACUUACAUAUAGCAGUUACCGCGGCCUGUGCUGCUCUAACUCCCACCGCGCAGCCCACAUAUAGCAGUUACCGCGGCCUGUGCUGCUCUAACUUCCACCGUGCAGCCCACAUAUAGCAGUUACCGCGGCCUGUGCUGCUCUAACUCCCACCAUGCAGCCCACAUAUAGCAGUUAUCGCGGCCUAUGCUGCUCUAACUCCCACCAUGCAGCCCACAUAUAGCAGUUACCGCGGCCUGUGCUGCUCUAACUCCCACCAUGCAGCCCACAUAUAGCAGUUACCGCGGCCUAUGCUGCUCUAACUCCCACCAUGCAGCCCACAUAUAGCAGUUAUCGCGGCCUGUGCUGCUCUAACUCCCACCAUGCAGCCCACAUGUAAUAGUUACUUAAUAUUGAACAUAUUGGAGUCUCGGGACAUUAUCACCAAAUUCGCGAACGAUAUCGCGCGACAAGUUCUGUCACGUUGUGGUGUUUAAGCAAUUAACUGUUCAUCUUUGGUGAUUUGCAUCAGGCUACUUAGGAUGACAAAGCAUCUAAGUAUUUGCAAGAACAUUUCUACAGACAAUCGUUGCGUUUUACCAAAUUUGUUUAUUCCUCCGAUGUUUUUCAUCAUAUAUAUUAUAGCUUGCGUGUGUUUGUUGUUCACGGGGAAGGGAAAUGGUUUGAAAUAAAUUUUUAUUUUAAAUUUGGCGGGUAUAAAUUUUUCAAGAAAACUAUUAACUGAAUUCAGUACGGCUGGAUUCGAGAUGACAAGGUGCCAGAUAACGUGGAUAUUAUAAUUGCAGGGAAUCCGAGGCAACGCCUGGUUAUACAUUUUCUCUACACUGUCAAAUAAUAUACAAAAUGCUUGUUGAUGAUCCAUUCAACUCGCAAUGCUUUUUGCGUUGCAUCAAUAUCAUCGAAAAAUGUCGAAUAGUAAAAAGUUAAUAUUAGAAAUGGUGAAUUCUUUCCACAAGAGAAUCCGAGAUUAUCACCUGAUGCACCUGUCGGGAUUUGGUGAUCGGGCCAAAUUACCUCACAGAGCUUGACGCUGAUGUACGGAAACACAAGAAUUAGAAUAGACGCAAACAAAAUGUACGUGGUAUUCUGAGCUCGACUUGCGCUGCAGUAUCACGACCGGGUUACAGGAGAGGUAUUUUACCUGCAAUUCAUCCACGAUCGCUUUGGAAUUUUUAAUCUAUAAUCUAUAAGAAGCCAUAUUUGGGAAUAUAAGGUAAAAUGUUCCAUGAAAACGAACGGUAACUCGCAUGGUUUGUUCCUCGGUGUUGGCGGUGGGAGUGGAUGUGGUAGGGAUGAUCAGAUGUUGGUGUAGCGUGUGUAGGGAUGAUCAGAUGUUGGUGUGGCGUGUGUAGGGAUGAUCAGAUGUUGGUGUGACGUAUGGUGUUUUUGGUAGGGUUGUAGAAUGAGUGUGGUGUAUUGUGUUUGUAUUUGAUGGUCAGGCUAUAUUGUGGUGAGGGUAUAUGGUGGUAUGGUGUACGUGAUGACAUGACUCAUGUGGUUGUGAGUGUAUGUGGUAUAGUGCAUGUAAUUGUGAUGGUGUAGGUAGGUUAUGGUGUGUGUAAAGUAGGCAAGUUGUGUAAAGACCUUACCAAGCCAGAACUGGAAACAUAUAUCCCUCAGACUGGACUGGAAACAUAUAUCUCUCAGACUGGACUGGAAUGUGAUAUGAAUCAUUCUCUUGAUUGAGUCGUGUUCCGACAAAUUGUACAUUAAGGAUUAGAUUGAAAAGCCAAUUGUUUUGUAUUGUUCCUACGCUUCUUUCACGGUGGACCUCGUGACACUUGAUAAUAUUUUGAAACGCACUAUUAUAAACAAUAUUUUAGCCUCCAAUGCACAGUAAUGUUGUAAUCUUAAUUUGUGUAUCACCAGAUGAAGUUGUGAUCUUAAUAUUAGAAAAAAUAAUUAUUGAAUCAGCCGUAAGUUUUAUUCAUGUAUUGCAUGCCUAGAUUUAACGCAAUUAUAAAUAGGUUCCGAGAGUAAUAAUUAUUAUACGCUAUUGCAUAAUUUAGAAUGAGAUAUUAGCUCUUGUAACAAUUUUGGUGAGUGACUAGAAGUAGUAUUCGUUAAUAUGUAGUAAAUAGGAGAUUAAAGCGAAUAGAGUUAUAGCAUCUUUUUUCCACUUUUAUUGUUAAGUUUUUGAGCUUCAAAAUUUUCAACCUGCAUAAGUACCUACUAAUUUAACUAAUCUUGAAUCCUGUAGACAAAGUCGAAACUUCUCAGUUCUAAAAAAAGUCAUGUAUUGAUUGGUUAAUAAUAAUUGAGGACAUGGCAGAUGAAAAAGUCAGUUAAUCGAUUUGUUAAUAAUUGAUAGCCUGGCAGAUGAAAUUUACAUAAUAAAAUAGCAUAGGUCGUCCCAUUCCCGUUCACACAGUAAAGUUUCAGCUGGCAGGAAUAACCGCAUCUAUCCAUGGUCAUUAUUUAUUCCUAUUGUUACUGGCGAUACUUAGGCGAAGAAAUGUGCCAAAUUGCAUCAAAAUGUUGCGCAUGUUGCUUUUAUUAUAGCUGCGCUGUAUUAAUAAUUAGUAGUGGCCCUCAUGAUUAAUUCGGUUAGCAUGAUCCUUGCAGAUUGUUUUAGUAAUGUAUUCUAACUCAAAGUAUCCCGAUUUAACUUUUAAUGUUUAAUUCUUUCGUUUUGUUAGACUAUCAUAUAAGCAUGACAAUGAUUAUUAUCUAGUACUGUCAGUGUGUGCAGCUUUGCGCCUAAAGAUUCCUCUAUAAACUGAAAUAGUUCAAAUGGACUAUAAAUACUAUACUCUGGUGAUGGUCGACUUUGCAAUAAAUAUAUUUUGUA
This is a messenger RNA of Hyalella azteca, 3545 nucleotides long. Its product is annotated as regulator of G-protein signaling 7-binding protein. The transcript is spliced from 5 exons. The coding region runs from base 92 to 769 and encodes 225 amino acids. Gene Ontology annotation, cellular component: neuron projection. Lineage: Eukaryota; Metazoa; Arthropoda; Malacostraca; Amphipoda; Hyalellidae. The record is from RefSeq and is a predicted model, not a curated record. Gene Ontology annotation, biological process: G protein-coupled receptor signaling pathway.